Molecule: messenger RNA, 1630 nt
Organism: Drosophila hydei
Lineage: Eukaryota; Metazoa; Arthropoda; Insecta; Diptera; Drosophilidae
Product: putative methyltransferase NSUN6
Exons: 2
Coding region: 204-1523 (439 amino acids)
Biological process (GO): RNA methylation
Molecular function (GO): methyltransferase activity; RNA binding
Source: RefSeq, a predicted model, not a curated record
AAAAACUGCAAGUUCACCAACGCUGAAAAUGAACGCAAUGUUGAGCGUGUCCGUAUGCUAGAGCAGCAACACUAUAAUAUGCUAUGGUGGAUUUUUUAUACGGCACUCAUAUGCUGCCACGUCUUGUCCACAAGCGAGGCCGGUGUGUUGAAUUUAGAGAUGAUAACGAGCGUGACUGCUAGGUAUUUCAAUCGAUUUACAGAAUGUUUUAUCCCAAAACUCCAUUUUAUGGCAAAGGAUUGCAGCUGGAAACUGAAAUUCUUAAAGUAAAUUCGGGAGAACUAAAAAAAAUUUUGCCAUGGCUUUGCAAGGCCCCGCGGACUACAACAUAUCGCAUCAACACACUACGCACCAGUGUCGCGGACUACAAAGUGAAAUUGGAAGCCAAGUUAAUCGCGCUUUAUGGUCCGAAAGCACCACGAGUUUAUGGAUUAAAGGACUUGCCUGAAAUGCUUUGCAUUUCACCUUUGGACACAACUGAAAAUAAAUAUGAUGACUGCCGUAAGGAGCUUAUUGUGGACACCAGUUGUGGCGCUGCAGUAUUGCGUGGUGCACACAUUUAUGCGCCGGGCGUGUUGGCCAUGGAAUCAGGUACCCAACUUCAAGAACUUGUUAAUGUGUUUGCUGAUUUGCCUGGCAAAUGCAAGCGAGGAACUGCAACGCGCUACGACUGCGACGAGAAAAUCUUCAUAGGUGUGGGCCAGGUGCUAAUGCAACGUCAUCAGCUAUACAACAAGGAACAGCCAGUUUCAGGCAUUGCCGUACGCAUGCUAACUAAUUUGACUGGAGUUCCCACAUUGGGGGAUCUUAGUGAUGCAGAUGCACUGCUCCAGAACUUGCCCUCGAUGGUAUGUGUAAGGGUGCUAGAUCCCCAACCCGGUGAACGCGUUCUAGAUAUGUGCGCAGCACCAGGCAACAAGACAACACAUAUAGCCGAACUAAUGGGCAAUAGAGGCACCAUAAUUGCAAUGGAUAACUCGGCGAGUCGUGUACGGUCCAUGACAGGCAAGCUGGUCAAUUAUAGCUGCAUUGAGGCACAUCUGUUUGACGCCACAAAGGCCUGGGAUGGCAGCACUGAUAGAGAUUCAACAGCUCCGCCUUUUGCAUCCUCUAGCUUUGAUCGCAUACUAUUGGAUGCACCCUGCAGUGGAUUGGGCAAUCGCCCGCAGCUCUGUUGCAACAUUAAGCAAUCCAAGGUCCUUCAAUCUUACCCACAUAUACAGCGCAAUCUGCUAUCCCAGGCUGUACCUUUGCUACGUCCUGGUGGCACCCUUGUCUACAGCACGUGCACCGUCACUGAGGCGGAAUGUGAGGAGAUCGUGUCCUGGGCUUUGCGUAAAUAUCCUCAACUGCAGCUUGUAGACGCAAUGCCGAAAUUGGGUUCACCUGGUCUACCAUUGCCCGACUUGGAUGCUGCACAGUGUGACCUACUACAACGCUUUGGACCAAGUCAUGACAAUCGUUUGCAAAACUUGGAUACAGUAGGCUUCUUUAUAGCCAAGCUUCAGAGGGCUUCAGCUUAAACUAGAUCUAUAUAUUAUUUAUAAUGUAAACUUAACUUAUUGUAAUAACUAUAAUAACGAUUGAAGCCAUUAAAUAUAAAAAUAUAUCAAAAUAUUGCUCGCAAUUC